Messenger RNA from Ixodes scapularis (black-legged tick), 1562 nucleotides. RefSeq names its product succinate--CoA ligase [GDP-forming] subunit beta, mitochondrial (gene ScsbetaG). NCBI's taxonomy places the organism in Eukaryota, Metazoa, Arthropoda, Arachnida, Ixodida, Ixodidae. Gene Ontology annotation, cellular component: mitochondrion; succinate-CoA ligase complex. Gene Ontology annotation, molecular function: ATP binding; succinate-CoA ligase (GDP-forming) activity. The coding region runs from base 31 to 1299 and encodes 422 amino acids. Gene Ontology annotation, biological process: tricarboxylic acid cycle; succinyl-CoA metabolic process. The transcript has 11 exons. The record is from RefSeq and is a predicted model, not a curated record.
CCGCUGCUUUGCGCCAAAGGCCAAAACGACAUGGAGGUUGUGCGGUUGACACGUGCGUUUCGGCUGGGUCAGCUGUGGGCUAAACAAGCUCCACUAGUCAUUCCAUCCACGAGAUGCCUGAAUCUGCACGAAUACCAGAGCAAGCAGCUGAUGGCAAACAACGGCGUGACUGUCCAGCGGUUCAAAGUUGCGGGGAACAUGUUGGAAGCUCAGGAAAUUUCGAAAACACUCAAUGUCGAGGAGUUCGUCAUCAAGGCACAAAUCCUUGCCGGUGGAAGGGGCAAGGGAACGUUCAGUAGUGGAUUGCGAGGUGGCGUGAAGCUCACAAAGGACCCUGCUCAAGUGUCGGAGCUCGUGGAAAAGAUGCUCGGCUACAAAUUGGUCACAAAACAGACUCCAAAAGAAGGCGUGCUUGUGAAUAAGGUGAUGAUAGCGGAGGCCAUGGACAUAGCUCGAGAGACAUACCUGGCCAUUCUGAUGGAUCGCAGCUUCAAUGGGCCCGUCAUUGUUGCCAGUCCAGCCGGUGGAGUCGACAUUGAGGACGUCGCCGAAAAGACUCCCCAACUCAUCUUCAAGGAACCGAUAAGCAUUCAGGAAGGCAUAACAGACGAGCAAGCAAGGACUGUUGCCAAGAACCUCAACUUCAAGGGACCUCUGCUUGAUCAGGCAGCUGAGCAAAUAAAGCACCUGUACAACCUCUUUAUCAAGGUGGAUGCAACACAGGUGGAGGUCAAUCCCUUUGGAGAGACUCCAGAUGGCAGGGUGGUGUGCUUCGAUGCCAAGAUAAACUUUGACGACAAUGCGGCCUUCAGGCAGCGUGAUAUCUUUGCCCAAGAAGACGUGUCCGAGAGUGAUCCCAGAGAAGUGGAGGCAGCCAGGAACCACCUCAACUACAUUGGCAUGGAUGGGAACAUUGCCUGCCUGGUGAAUGGGGCAGGGCUUGCCAUGGCUACCAUGGACAUUAUUCAGCUGCACGGGGGAUCACCUGCAAACUUCCUCGACGUGGGCGGGAGCGUUCAGGAAGACCAGGUUACACAAGCCUUCAAAAUUCUUACGGAGGACCCCAAGGUCAAAGCGGUCCUUGUCAACAUCUUUGGGGGCAUUGUCAACUGCGCCACCAUUGCUAACGGAAUCACAAGUGCCUGCCGAACCAUCAACCUCAAGGUUCCCCUGGUUGUGAGGUUAGAAGGUACCAACGUGGAUGAAGCGCGGCUGAUUUUGAAGAACAGUGGCCUUGCCAUCACCCCUGCCAGUGACCUGGAGGAUGCUGCUCGGAAAGCGGUUGCAAGCCUAAAGUGACGGAACUGCCUCUUCCUCUGUGCCUUCUAGCACUCAAGCUUGCGGCGAGAAUUUGGGAGCAGCAGUGCACUAACUUCUUGCUGUAAAAGCUCCUCGCAAUCUUUUUGCAUACUGUGCAGAUACUUCAUAGAAAGCAAACAAGUGCCCGAGGCUCUUGGGGGAAUAUUUUGCUGUACCAUUGUGCCAUUAUAUUUGCUAACAGGACAGCUUUUUCGCAGAUGAAACACAAGUGCUGUUCUGAAUAAACACUAUACCAAGUUGAA